Messenger RNA from Ceratitis capitata (Mediterranean fruit fly), 2129 nucleotides. RefSeq lists its product as uncharacterized. Bases 1572 to 2129 code for a protein of 185 amino acids. The transcript has 2 exons. The record is from RefSeq and is a predicted model, not a curated record. NCBI's taxonomy places the organism in Eukaryota, Metazoa, Arthropoda, Insecta, Diptera, Tephritidae.
CCUGUUACUGCGAGUUUCAAUUGUGAUUUCAUAAGUGAUUUCUAACAUUUUUAGUGCGUUGUUGUUCAUUUUGUGAAAAUGUUUGUGGAAUUACAAAGUGAUAAACAAAAUAUUUUCCUUAUUGGACUGCCAAGCCACCAGAUAAAUAGUGCAAAAUUACCAUCUAAUCGACAAGUUCUCAACGUUUUAUUUUACAAUAUUCGUGAAGUCAAGCUGACUGUUAGUGAAAGUGCGAAUCUUGUUAUAAGAGAGUGCAUUAUAUUUUGGGAAAAAGCCAGAAUUCCUACGAAGGCAAUCCCUAACUGCGUGAAGAAACUUAUUCAUUUAUAUCAUGUUUGGAAGAGCUGCAAAAAAACUGUAAGAAAACUCAGUUGACUUUCAAGAAUCGUGAAAACAAUUUUGUAAAAGACCUUGAUAACUUACUUGGUAUUGCACAUGCAGAUACCUUUGACAGAAUGAAGAUAGAGGAAGACAAAGAUUUCUUAAGGAAACAGAGAGAGCCAGGUCGACCGGAAUGCUUAGGUGGAAUCGACAAAAAAUUGGCGGAGAAAGAAGAACGAGCUAGGCAGAGACGAUUGGAAGAAGAGGAAAGAAAGGUAAAACAAAGAAAGUUAUUGGCUGUUGCAUCUACUUCUUCGAUAGAUAACUUGGAAUGUCUUGAGAAUUCGGAUGAGGAACAGAUUUCGAACUCUGAACUUAGUACUCAGAUUCCUUGCCCUGAAAAUAGUUGUAAGGAGGGACGAAAAGUUUAAUAACUCCUAAACUGAUAGCAGCUUUAGAUCGAUGGCAAUUAAGCAUAAGGAACUCAGUUUACAUUCUCCAUGCGGUUGUAGAAGCGCUUGGUCUGAACAGCGAUGAUUUCCCUAUAAACAAAUCCUCGAUUCAGCGAAUUCGUACUCAAGCGAGAAAAUCCAGGGCAGAAGCAACAAAAACUGACUUCCAGAAUAAUUUUCCUGACGUAGUCACAGUUCAUUGGAUUGGAUGUACGAAGUUCAAAAGAAGAACGCUUGCCAAUUAUUGCUUCAUUUGACGAUAGAGAACAGCUUCUUGCAGUACCGAAAUUAGAGAGUUCUUCUGGAAAACAUCAAGCUAAAGCCAUUUCAACUGCUCUCUUUGACUGGACCCUCCAUGACAAAGUACAGAUAAUGUGCUGCGAUACAACAGCUUCCAAUACUGGCCGUUUCAGUGGAGCUUGUGCUAUUUUGGAGCAGACUUUAGAAAGGGAAUUGCUGCUUUUUGCUUGUCGUCAUCAUGUUUAUGAGUUGGUCCUUAAAGCUGUUUUUGAAACCAAGGUAAAACAUAUUACAAGUAGCCUAGAUAUUCCAAUUUUCAAAAAGUUAAGAGAUAAUUGGAAAAAUAUAAUAUAAUAUAACAUUGAGUCAUCUCUAAAUUUCGUUAAAGCUAAGACAAACAUUACAUCUUUGUUAAGUUUUUAUUAGACUGAACUGGAAAAAUCUUUUGUUAGAGACGAUUACCGCGAAUUGGUUGAACUAUGCGUUGUGUUCUUAGGAGGAGACACAGAGAAUAAACUAAAACUCAGGCCCCCCGGAGCUUUGCAUCAAGCGCAAUGGAUGGCGAGAGCAAUCUAUUCUAUAAAAAUAUGUUUGCUUCAAUCGCAACUUAAAAUUACUGCAAAGUACAAAAAUGCUCUGCAAGAUGUUUGUUUAUUCAUCGUCACCUGGUAUACCAAACUUUGGCUCGAAUGUACAAUGGCAGUUAAGGCACCUAACCAAGACUUGUCCUUUUUGAAAGCUCUAAAAGAAGAUGAAAAAGUAUACGCGACAAGUUCCAAGGCAUCCAUAAGCAAGUUUAUUCAUCAUUUAUGGUAUUUGUGUGAAGAAACAGUCAUAUUAUCACUCUUUGAUGAAGAAGUUGAUACCAAAACCAAGACAAAAAUGAUUAAUAAUUUAAUCAGAGACGAAAGUUCAGAUUCCUCUAAACGCUAUGUCCCAUCGAAGGAAGAAAUUACGCAAAAUUUGCUUGAUAUGACGCUGGAUGAUUUUGUGACUCAAAGAAGCAAACGAUUUCUAUCUCGACUGCAGAUCGACGACAGUUUUCUUCGGGAAGAUGUAUCUUCGUGGGAUGACAAUCUACUGAAGAGAAGUUACCCUAAUUCAUUAUUAUUAUAA